This is a messenger RNA of Paralichthys olivaceus (Japanese flounder), 4747 nucleotides long. NCBI's taxonomy places the organism in Eukaryota, Metazoa, Chordata, Actinopteri, Pleuronectiformes, Paralichthyidae. The record is from RefSeq and is a predicted model, not a curated record.
AACUACAGUAAUGUGGUGGAGGCCGGCUCAGAGUCGGACGAUGAGGACAAGCUGCACAUUGUGGAGGAGGAAAGUAGCCUGGCGGAUGGGGCCGACUGCGACAGCACCCUGCCAGAUGAUGAGCUCCCCAGGGACCACUGCUGGGACCGAGUGAAGGAGGAUUGUGUGUCAGACGGUGAAGACAAUGUGAGCACGGAUGCCCUGGUGGAGGAGAUGCUCCAGCAAGGAGACACAGCCGUCAUCUACCCAGAAGCCCCGGAAGAUGAGCCGCAACGACAGGGCACGCCUGAUGCCAGUGUCCACGAUGAGAAUGGAACUCCUGAUUCCUUCUCUCAGCUGCUCACCUGCCCUUACUGCACUCGCGGCUACAAGCGUUACAGCUCCCUGAAGGAGCACAUCAAAUAUCGACACGAGAAGACAGAGGAGAGCUUCAACUGCCCCGAGUGCAGCUACAGCUUCGCUUAUCGUGCGCAACUGGAGAGGCAUAUGACAGUCCACAAGGGCGGACGGGAUCAGAGACACAUCACGCAGUCGGGCGGCAAUCGUAAAUUCAAGUGCACUGAAUGUGGCAAAGCAUUUAAAUACAAGCAUCAUCUGAAGGAGCACCUACGCAUCCACAGCGGAGAGAAACCCUAUGAGUGCUCCAACUGCAAGAAGAGGUUCUCCCACUCAGGUUCAUACAGCUCCCACAUCAGCAGUAAGAAGUGCAUCAGCGUCAUCUCAGUUAACGGCAGACCACGCUUGGGGAACACCAAAACCCAGACCCAAGGUCCAUCACCAGUGCUGCCCACAUCGCCCUCAGUCCUUCGCACGCAGAUCAGGGAGAAGCUGGAGCACAGCAAGCCCCUGCAGGAGCAGCUGCCCCUCAACCAGAUCAAGACUGAACCUGUGGACUACGAGUACAAGCCGACAAUGAUCACGUCCCCGACUGCCAUGAAUGGUGGGGUUUUCAACGGAGGUGCUGCUGCUCCUCUGGGCACAGUGCAGGCCGUAGUCCUGCCGACUGUGGGGCUGGUGUCGCCCAUCAGCAUCAACCUGGCAGACCUGCAGAAUGCUCUCAAAGUGGCAGUGGACAGCAAUGUCAUUCGUCAGGUGCUGGAAAACAAUGCCAAAAGCCAGGGGCAGUUGAACUCGGGGUUAACCACUGGAAUACUCCACCCUCAGCAGCAGCAACUCAUCUCAGCCAUUAGUCUGCCUAUUGUGGGUCAGGAUGGAAAUACAAAAAUCAUCAUCAACUACAGCUUGGACCAGGGCCAGCUCACAGCCCAAAACCUGAAGAAAGAGCCUGGGCCAGAUUCACCAGCUCACACCACCACUGACACUUUCAAGUCCCAGAAACUCCCAGAAGAUCUUACGAUCAGAGGCACCAGGUCCAUUGAGACAAAAGAAAAAGAGGAAAAGACCACUAAAACCUGUCUCCUGUGUGAUAACUGUCCCGGUGGGCUGGAAGCCCUCCAUGCCCUCAAGCACUGCAAGAAGGAUUGUCUCAGGCUGAAUGGAGCAGGCCUGGGAAAGUCUGAGUCUGCUGUUGCUGCCCUGCUGUCAGAGGGAGGACUCUGCAACCAGCCCAAGAACCUCUUGUCCCUGCUCAAGGCCUACUUUGCUUUAAAUGCAGAGCCCACCAAGGAUGAGCUGGCCAAGAUCUCUGACUCAGUGAGCCUUCCAGUCCAUGUGGUUAAGAAGUGGUUUGACAAAAUGCAGGAGGGUCAAAUAUCACUGGGUGCCCCAACACCUCCCUCAGAGGAAGAGGAUACCUGUGAAGCCAACGGUGUGGUAUCUCUGGUCCCAGGCAAGGACAAAUCCACUAUGAGUCCUGCUGUGGGCCAGGACAGCCCUACAGAAGCCACCCCAGCAGAAAUAAAUGGUGAUCACAGCUUGCCAGCAUCAUCACUAAACGUGAGAGCUGGCGGUCCAGUACCAGCCCAGACCCCUCAGAGCACAGAGGGACCCCUAGACCUAUCGCUGCCAAAGCCCUCCAGAGAGGAAGCAGAGAGAGUGGUGGCUAAAGCCAGCAUGUACCCUUCUCCCUCCUCUUGCUUGACAAAUGAGGAAGAACCCCUAAACUUAACUUGCACAAAGAAAGAGGCAUCACCACUCUCAACCAUGGGUACCAGUCCCAUCGCACUGUACGCCAGCCAGCCAAGUGCCAAACCCCUCGACAUUGUGACCACGAUGCAAUGCCUCAGGGCUCUAGCCACCAAUAACAAACAGACUAUCCUGAUCCCCCAGCUGGCUUACACCUAUACCACUACAGCAAACAGCCCUGCAGGAACAGAGAUGCACGAAACCAUCCACCUCAACGGAGUGAAGGAGGAGAGACAGGACACAUGCUCGGAGGGCGUAUCUACUGUGGAGGAGCAGAAUGACUCAGACUCAGGUCCUCAGAGGAAGAAGAUGAAGAAGACGGAGAGCGGCAUGUACGCCUGCGACCUGUGCGACAAGAUCUUCCAGAAGAGCAGCUCGCUGCUGAGACACAAAUAUGAACACACAGGGAAGCGACCUCACGAGUGCGGCAUCUGCAGCAAGGCUUUCAAACACAAACACCACUUGAUUGAACACAUGCGGCUACACUCGGGGGAGAAGCCGUACCAGUGCGACAAAUGCGGCAAGCGCUUCUCCCACUCGGGCUCCUACUCCCAGCACAUGAACCACCGCUACUCCUACUGCAAGAAGGAGACGCAGAGCCAAGGAGGAGACAGGGAGAGCCCCGAGGAGGAUGGCGAGGCCCCGGCCGAGAUGGAGGCCCUGAACCACGUGCAGAUGCAGCACAUGGCCCCUCUCCAGCUGGAUUUGGAUGAGCGAGGAAGCAGCACAAGAGAAGACGAGGAGAGCGAGGAAGAGGAGGAGGAGGAGGAGGAAGGUGUGGUAGACAUGGAUGACAUCCAGGUAGUGCAGAUAGGAGAGGAGGAGGAAGAGGAAGAGCAAGGGCAAGGGAAUGAGGAGGAGAUGGAGAGAGUAAUGGUGGGAGAAGAAGGAGAAGAAGAAGAAGAAGAGAAAUCAGAGAUAGAAAUGAAACCUGAGGAAGUGGAGGCUGACACGAGGCAGGAGGAGCUCACAGGCACUCAGGAAGAGGAGGAAGUCAAGAUGGAGGAAGAGGAGGUGAUGGAUACAGAAGGAGGGGUGACGGAGGAGGGGAAUGCAGAGGAAGAGGUCAGAGAGGAGAGCGGAGUCGAAACAAACAGGAACACGGGUUCUGAAGACGAGAACCAGACGCCGCAGGAGGAAGGAGAUACUGACUAAAAGAGGAACCAGACUCCUCCAUGAAACACAAUCAGAUUCCUCCUCUCCUCGUGCAGAGGAAGAACCCAGGAGAUGAUGUCUGGUCACUCUGACAGUUUGUUUCAGUUCACUACUGUGUAGAAAUCCAGGUGUGCCUGAAAAAAAUACUAGUGACUUUUCCACAGGAGAGCAAUUUCUCACUGUUAGAAAAAUCCAUUUGUAAAGAAAAAGAUGAAGACGAACACAAAUUUUAACAAAGGAAAUGCAUUAUACAGACUUUGGAAGCUAGAGCCGACAUGUUUUAGAUAAUGUUUUAUUACUAAAACACCUUGGGUCAUUUCUUUUUAUCAGUGUUACUAAUUUUAUCACUCAUAUUUUAACCUUUAAAAGCUGUACAGUUGGGAGAUAUUUCUAUACCUUUUUAUUGCCAAUGAACAAAAAAAAGUCAGUAUUUUAUUAAGUUGGAAGGAAAAUGAGAAAAAUCCUGUGCACUACAAGUGGCUUGGUUUACCUUUGGAUUAAGCAGUUGAGUUGUGUUGUCUACCCUUCAGUAUUACCGCACUAGAUAUACCACAUCAUCCCGCUAGCAGAUGUUAGCAUUAUUUUUCUUCUUUUCUUUUUUUGUGUUAUUUAGAUCAGAUUGUGAGCCUUAAGAAGAAAAACAAUGGAAGAUGGACGGGUCUUUUCACUUUAGUUCCUUUUAGGACGUUUAGACACAUUGUUGUCAAAAUAUCUAUCAGUGUUUUGCAGGAAUAGUUUGACAUAUUGGGAAAUAUGCUUAUCUGCUUUGUUCGUGAGAGUGAGAUGUGAAGAUUGAUACCAAUCUCAUGCCUGUUCGGUAAAUGACCUGUCAAGAAACUUAGCAUACUGUAGCAUGAAGACCAGAACAUGCAGGAAAUAUGAUAUUUCCUGCCUGAUUAGGAAAAGUAGCUAGUGAUGGAAUCUAGUUAGUUUGUUUCCUGCUGUUUACAGCAUUUAUUCUAACUUAAACAAGCCACCCCCUGGCUGUACCUUGGUAUUUACCGAGCAGAUAUGGCCGUGGUAUCUUGUUGUCUCAGGUCUUAACAUGAAAGCAAAUGAGCGUAACAUCCGUCAUGUCAAGCUAUUUUUUUAAAUGUUCAGAGUGAGCAGAAAGGAGAUGUAGAAAACUGUCUGACCCUUUCUUUACCCCUCCCUAUAACCCCCUACCCAACACCCACCUGAGGCUUAUGCAAAAAAGAAUCAAACUAAAACAAGAGAAACAUGCAAAUCAGAAGUGCCACAGAAUAUCGCUGUCGAAGCUUCGCAGGUAUGAUCAGACCUGAGCCAGCAGAAUCUAGCCGACCACAGAAUCAUGUACCAUAGACUCUAGAUGACUCGUUUUUACUUCUACGCAGAGCGACUACAUGAAUUACGAUGCACAUGUUUUCAAACGGAUGAUGAUGAUGAAGUAUGAUUUCCACUUGUUAACUGUGUCCUGCCUUUUUCAAAGCUUAUUCAGUGCACUUGUUUAACACACCACGAAACGCUCAAAUGUCUCUUCAGGUAA